AUGGCAACAAUAACACCAAAUGAUCGAGGAAAAUGUUUUGCAUGUAAUAAAGAAAAACUCAUAUAUUCAUGUGAAGGAUGCUCAAAAAAAUUUUGUUUAAAAGAUUUAACAGAGCAUCGUCAACAGCUGAGUAAACAAUUUGAAGAAAUUGAAAAUGAUCGUAAUGAGCUUCAUCAAACACUUGUUGAACAAAAACAAGAUCUGAAAAAGUUUUCAUUAAUACAGCAAGUUGAUAAAUGGGAAGAAGACUCAAUUCAAAAAAUUAAACAAACAGCCGAAGAAUGUAGGCAAAUAUUAAUUGAACAUAAAAAUAAACAUUUUAUUGAAAUAGAAAAAAAAUUAUCUCAAUUGACUGAACAGUUAAAAGAAAUUCGUCAAGAAAAUGAAUUCAAUGAAAUUGAUUUGGAACAAAUGAAAACAACAUUAGCAACACUAGCAGAAGAACUUGUUCAACCGCCAGAUAUUAAGAUUGAACAAGAUUCUACAUCAUUUAUAAACAAAAUUUCAAUUUUUGUAUCAUCUGCAUCAGGUGACCAAGCGAAGGACACACCUAAUAUUGUUGGCGGUCGAAUGCAGGUAACCAAUAUUGACUCCACGCAAAAAUGGAUAACAAAAAACGAAUGGGGUGAGAAAUCGGCAUACGAAGUCGUGAUCUCUGAUUCAUAUAACUGCUCUGUAGAGUACGGAGAGGGAUAUCAAUAUACAUCCUUGUACUUCGAUCGGCCCGUGCAAAAUUUAUGCGUGUGAAAAUUGUAUUAUCUCCGUGAAGACUCUUUAUUAUUUAUUAUUGGUUUUUUGUAAUCAUUUCGUAUUAAUUACAAACAACAUUUGACACCAUUCGAAAAAUACGCUGAUAGUAUGUGAGACAGGGCUCCCCGCAUGGAAUCGGAUGGAACAAUUUUCUUCUUUUGUUCUUAUGAAAAAAUCCAAGGUUUUUUUUGUUGAAAGAUGGUUACAACAAGAUACUUUAUAGGAUCGCUGAAUAAUAGAAUUUAUUACAUCAUCAGUCUUGGUCUUAUCCUUCAAUAUAAAUACGUUCAUUGCACACUUUCUUAUGCUAUUUUUUAUGAAAAAAUUUUAAAUCUUUUUUCAGAAGUUUGAACAAUGAAACCUAAAACUAUAGUUUUAUUUUUUAACACACUCUUCCGUAGCUAUUGAUUAUAUGGAUAAAAAGGCAUUACUAUAAAGAGUCUUUAGUUCAAAUCAAUUUUCAACAUAAUUUUUUAUAAGUUUUGAUUUAAAAUGAAGUAAUUGGUGGGGUGUGGGUGUGUGGUGUGGAUGUGGGGUGUAGGUGUAGGUGUGGGUGUGAGGAAGAUAGCAAUACACACCCACACCCACACCCCACCCCACAUCCACACCCUCAGUUUGAAGCUAAUAAUUCAUUGACAAUUGUUCAAAUUUAUGAUCAUUUCUAUUAGUUUAGAUUAACUAAAUUUUGAAUACUAUUAGAAUAAAUGAAUCUUUUUUUCGAUACACUGAAUUCAGAGAUGAUUAAGAAAAUAACUUGCAUUACACGAAAUAACAAAUAUUUGGUUGUCUUUUAUGAACUAUAAUGGAGUUGCUUUUGCGGUAAGUAAGAAACUUUGAGCAGUGCAUCUUUCAAGCAUAAGGAAUCGUUGCAUCUUGUAAAGAGAUAUUUGAUGAAUAUGUGAUCAUCUCUCUGUUUUCACUAAAUUGUAUUUGUGACUUUGUUUUUCUAUACAAGAUUGUUGUCAGUUCUAUGUACGAUAAUAAUCAUCUGUAUUUUCUACUGUGGAUAUACGUAUAUAAACAAUCCUGAACAUAACUAUCUCUCUAAGAGAUAUGAAACAUGUCGGUGAAAUAAGUUUGCAUCGUUAUAAUCAUUCUUUGUACAGAGUAUAUUAGUUUAUGUUUGACUUGGACAAAGAUUGAUUGCUGAAAAUUAAUUUUUCGAGCUAAAAUAAAAGAUCACAACAUCUUGAACAUCGUCUCAUCUCAAUAAUACCAAUAUCGGAUUUAUAUAUGGAAAAAUUAAAGUCGAAGUUUAAAAACCAAAUGACGAUUCGAUUUGAGGUUGUUGCCUUGGAGGAUUAUCUUUCCGCGUGGUACCUUCGGACAGCCAAUCAUCCUUGAGAAUCAAUGAGUACGGAUAUACGCGAUUGUUAUCUUCCAAUGUACAGUUCAGAAAAACUUUUGAUGAACAAUUUAGUAUGCUGCUAAGGACCAACGUAAGUUGGUGCCAAUUGAAAAAGGCAGCGCUCAAAAGUGUGACACUAAAUAGAAAAGGAAAAUCUCAUAGCAUGCAACACUUGAAAAGCAAUUAAUAAUUCGUGUAUAAGGCGUUUGUAGAACGGUGAUCUAGAGGCAGAGUGGAAGGUACGAAUUUUCGAUAGAUCCAAAUAUUAUUUUGUACAAAUCGGAUAAAUUAAGCAUGUUGUUAUUGAAUUACUACGAUUCAUAGAUUGAUUUCGAAUCUUUCCAGAACAUUUCAUGAUGAAUUAUAUUUCGUCGGGAUAUAGUUGCUGCAAUCGAUGAUUAUGAGAAGCGCAAAAAAUCAUAUACAAUCAGAUCCAAUCUUGUGAGAAUUCAUUUCAAUUGUUUGAUGCUCAUGCAGUUUAUAUUUUGUCUAUGACUAGAAUUUCAUUAGACUAAAAGAAUCUAUAAGAAAAACCUCUCUAUAUACGAUCUUUUCAAGAGUAUAUCCAUUUUGUUGAGUUUUCGAUCUCUAGAAAAGUAUUCUGGAGUGAGAAAGUCAGUCAUGAAAUUGUACUCUGAAACUUUUGUUCAUUAGAAUUUCGAAAGUUUUGGCAAAAAUAAAUCUUUUCUUUAUAAGAUAUUGAAUAUGAGAAGAACUUGAUUAUUUAGUCUUUCUCUGUGGCAUAUAAUCGUUAUUUGAACAUUCAAUAUCCUGAGAAGAGUAAAGUAUUGCACUUCACUUGCAUUGCACUCGUGCUACUUCUGUAUUGGAAAGUACUGAAGUCAUGCUUUUUGUGUACUCAAAAAGUGAGUACACUCUAGAAUCGGUCAGUGUGUCCGGCCGGCCGGCCGUUAGCACGAUAACUUUCGAAAGGAGAGUCCGAUCGCGAUGAAAUUUUCUACACAGUUUAGUCUUAAAAAUAUCUCGGUUGAGUUCGAAGAUGAGAAUGAUUGGCCGAACCAUUGCUGAGUUAUAGCAAAAAUAGUCAUUUUUCCCUAUGAGAAGAUAGACCCUUCUCUACUUUCAUAAAAAACUUUUCCUAUCAUAGUCAUAUAAAACUCCAACUAUUAUAUGCCAUUCGAUAGAGAAUUUCACGAGCUACAAAAUGGUAUAUAAAACAUAAAGAAACAAGAAAGCUAACUCGCCUAUUGCAAAGAUAAUUAAUCGGAAUUCGGUUCUACUUUUGUCCGCGCUCUAUGUGAUCCACAAUUAGAGCUCUAUCUUCCCAUCACAGCGAUGAUAGUUCGAGGUUUUCUAGAAUGGAGAAAUUGAAUCUAUGUUCCAUUCGCCUCGAAAUCCCAUUGGUUGAGCAGUGACCAAUAGAAAUGAAGUUAUAGGAAAAACGAGUUUCUUAGGGUAAAUCAAGGUGAAGAGUUCAAAUCUGAGCUGUAUUUGCCUCCAAAUCGUAUCGGCUGAGCAAUAGCCAAUAGAAAUUAAGUGUUUACAGGACGGGUUUGCCAGGACAAUUUUGAUGUCCACACAUUCUAGGGUGACUCAUCUGUCUCAUUCACUUUUUCCUGUACCAAUAUUGACCUAUUCCGAGGAGGGGGGAUUCACUUGCAUAUCAUUUUCAUUAAAUGGCUUCGUUAUCAAAACGAUGCUCCUAUAUGAUCAUUCGUGAUAUCACUCUAUUUGAAUCUACUUUCACCAUUCAUAACAAGCUCAUACCUAGAAAUUUGUGAGAAAUUAUAGCUGACAAUUUAUGAUUCAAUAAUCUAGAUCCUAAAUUUUUACACUCACUUCGUGCAUUCAAAGUACAGUGUUCUCUUAAAGAAUAUCGAUUUAUUAAAUUAGAUGACAAGAUCGAUGUAAAUUGUGAACUAAAUCAAUAUUUCGCUUCUUUAUUGAAACAACAUGAUGAUCUCUUUCAUAUUAUUCGUCCUAUAAGUCUUAUAAUAUUAUCAAUUUUCAAUUUCAACCAAAAAUACUUGGUAAAACUAACAUAAAAUAUCUUGAUACAUUCAAUAAUGAAGUGUUGCUAAUAUGUAACUAUUAGGAAUU
Molecule: messenger RNA, 4159 nt
Organism: Rotaria sordida
Lineage: Eukaryota; Metazoa; Rotifera; Eurotatoria; Philodinida; Philodinidae
Source: the annotation of a GenBank genome assembly